GGCUCUUACAUAACAAACAACUAUAAAUCUACAUACAGUCGAAAUAUUCUUUCGAGUCAACACAUUUUCUCAACGCCAUCAAAACAAUUGCCGAAGAUUUUAAUUUUCGUGACUCAGUUGUGUGACGCAUAACUAAAUUGGUGAAACUUCGAAAAUAGUAUCGCAGAAAUUGAGACAAAACUUGCAACUUGAGUUUGAGCAGGAAUCGUCAAUUAAACAGGAUCCUCAAUAAGCAGGUGUUCAUGGGUUUACCCGAAAUGGCUCGAUAUCUAGAAGUUCCGCCAUCUCACUACAGAACAGAAUCCUCACCAACUCCAUCAACAAAGUCAACAUCUUCAGCGUCCACUUUUAAGCUCCAUUCACUUCAAGAGUUAAACAUGGAGGAGGAGUUCACCAUCCUGAAAAUUUUAUCUGAAGGCUGCUUCUCCAAAAUAAUCCUUGUCCGACCAAACGCCCAACGGGAACGUCUCGUCCUUAAAGCAAUUCAUUGUGAGGCCACGAGUGCCGAUGAAUUUGGUCGUGAACUCAACUACAACUACUUUCUUAGCCCGCAUCCAUCCAUCCUCACGUCGUACAAUGUAGCCUUCUUGUGGGACAAUGCAUUCGUAUACGCUGCAGAAUUUGCGCCAUUUGGAGAUUUGUCACGUCACCUACGGAAAGAUGGACUUGGAGAUGAAGAACGUGUCAAAAGUGUUGCGAGCCAGCUAGUUUCUGCAGUGGAAUUUAUUCACAGCUUUCACCUGGUUCACAGAGACAUUAGGAUGGAAAACGUGCUCGUUUUUAGGAAGGACUUGAGUCUAGUCAAACUUUGUGAUUUUGGACACACUCUGCCCACUGGAAGCUUAAUUGUAAAAAACAAAUCUGAACUUGGGGCAUGCACCUGUUAUGGAGCUAGUUGUCCUCCAGAGGUUUCUGAAAUCGUGGUUCAAGAGCGGUACUACACGAGCUCGGCGGAAGAUGUCUGGUCACUGGGCAUCCUGAUCAUCACCUGUCUCACGGGAGAUGCUCCCUGGACCUCGGCUGAGAUUUGCGACCCUUCAUACUCUGCAUGGCUGGACUGGCUCAAGAGGAAAAACAUGAAGCUAAUGGAACCCUUUCCCAGUUUCACAGCUCGAUUCCUUCGCCUUCUUAAAAGGAUCCUGGAACCAAAAGCAGGAAAGAGGAGCAAGGUGGGAGAGAUUUCCAAGUACUUGGGCGACGAGUGGAUGCUGGCCAAGGGCGUUGCAGGGGCGGUGGGACGCAGAGUCAGCACUGCGGUGGGACUGGAGAGAGUCGAGUCAAAUGUCACCUCAAAAAGUGGUGGACUUCGGAGGCCCAGCAGGUACGGGGCAUUGGGCAAAAAGAGGUCAACAAGGUCGCUUAAGCUUGACAAUGAAUUGGAGACUGCAGAAGAACCAGUGGCCGAAAGAGUCGGUCGGUGGGUUGUUCAAACCACUAUUAAUACUCCUACGUAAUAGCAUUAGAGCUCAUUUAACAGAUAAUUAAUUAAUUGGAAGCAGAACUAGAGGCGGCAAUAUCAACGACUCAAGGCGUGUAUACACAUGUAUAUGCAGACCAAGUGAAAGCACAACAUUGUUUUCCACCAGAGCGCCAGACUGUCUGCUUAAUUCCAGAAUGAUCUUGUUUUUUUAUACUUUUCUUCUUCUCUCACUUGUCAAAUGUAUUUAUAGUCACGUCGAGCAGUUGAGUUUAUAAUUAAUUGAGGUUUACGCCAUCCACACCCACGCGCUCUACAUAUGUCGCCCACUUAAACACAGAAGUAUACACAUGUAAACUUUCCUUUAUAACUCAGUUGGUCGUUCGCUUGCAAUAUUGCUAUUUUCGACUGUAUGGUUUCAGACUUGGGCUUUAAAUAACAAAAGGGCCAAUGUUUACGAAUAUAUGCAAGAGUUUAUUAUGUUUAAGCAGUGUAGUUAGUAAUGAGGUCAAAGGGCGGAGUAAAACUCUGCAGAUUUUGGUAGCUAAUACAUAUGUAUGUGUAUAGUGAGUUUGCUCUGCUGGACUUAUUUUUAGAUAUUGGCGAUAUUUUUGGAACCAACUUUGCCCAAGCUGUCACUCACUCGGUAUAAUUACUUUUGCUUUGUAACCAGUGCUGUGCUGUAUGUAAACUAUUUUAACUUAUUUCUGUUAAGUAAGAAUUAUUUUGACGGGGUCUUCAAAUUUGUAUGUCGAUCAACACUAGAGUAAAUUUAAUCAUAAGCUUUGAAAUAAAGAGUUUUAUACAGAGUAACAGUCA
Messenger RNA from Folsomia candida, 2236 nucleotides. Its product is annotated as serine/threonine-protein kinase meng-po. NCBI's taxonomy places the organism in Eukaryota, Metazoa, Arthropoda, Collembola, Entomobryomorpha, Isotomidae. The transcript is spliced from 3 exons. Gene Ontology annotation, molecular function: protein tyrosine kinase activity; ATP binding; protein serine/threonine kinase activity. Gene Ontology annotation, biological process: peptidyl-serine phosphorylation; peptidyl-threonine phosphorylation. The coding region runs from base 243 to 1454 and encodes 403 amino acids. The record is from RefSeq and is a predicted model, not a curated record.